AUGGCUAAGCGGAAGUCAAAGUCGGGUGCAGGCGCUUCGAGGAGGAGGGCACAGAAUGCCCUAGAGCUUGCCGAGAGGGAGCUUGCUUCUGAUAGCAGUGCGGAUGAGGGCAUCCCUCGGAGUCAGCGGAGACGCAACAGUGCCAUUGUAAACCCGCAGAGGGGCAGUGAUGAUGAAAAUGGAAGCGAAGAAUUUGAGGAUGAGGAGCUGGAUUCGGAUGAGGCACUGGGCUCAGAUGACGACUAUGAUGUAAUGAAUUCUAAGUUUUCGCAGUCCAUUCGUGACAAGAAAAAGAACAACCAAUCGGUGGAAGAGCUUGACGAGGAGGGUGGCUACACCUCUAUCGAUGAGGAAGAGCUGUUGCCCCUUUCCGCGGUGUGGGAUAUGGACGACACCGCGACGGCAGGUGCAGAGAAACAUGUGGCUAGCCAGCUGAAGCUCAAUGACGACAACCUCUCCGAUGACUCGGAAAGCGAGAGUGAGAGCGACAGCGACUCCAGUGAUGAAGCUGAAGACGAAGAAGAUCCUUUUGACGAGGUUCCUAAUGAGGAGGUAGACCUGGCCACCGUUAGCUCUACGUUGCAGAAGCACACAACCAAACAGUACAAGAGGCUAGACACCUAUGCCGGUGGUGUGGAGGAUGAGUAUGCCCUUCCAUCUCUGCAGGGCCCGGGAAAAUUGGAUAUAACUAAGUUGCUUGAUGUCGUGGACGAUCCGGAAGCUGUGGAGCAGGCUACGCUCUUGAAGGGCAAUCUCAAGUCCUUGGAUGUUCCGCUGCCGAUGAGAAUUCAACAGAGGCAUGAGCGUAAAGCUGCAUAUGAGAUCUCGAAGGAGGAAAUGAGUAAGUGGGCAUCAAUUGUGCAGCAAAACAGACAGUCGGAGCAUCUCUCCUUCCCAAUGGAUAGUAGUGCGAGCCAUACUGAAGCUUCGGCGUUCACGCGGAACUCGGAGAAGCCUCUCACAGAAGUUGAGGUAAAGGUCACAGAAGUGUUGAAGAAGAGUAACCUACUCGACCCUGUGAAGGAAAACACCUUCAACGACCUGGCCGAGGCCAAGCUUUCCGUUGAAGAUAUGAAGAAGCGAACCGCAGAAUUGAGAUUAAUGAGAGAACUUAUGUUCCGUGAAGAAAGAAAGGCCAAGCGGAUCAAGAAGAUCAAGUCCAAGGCAUAUCGCCGUAUCAAGAAGAAGGAGAUGCUUAAGAAUCAGGAGUUGGUGGACUCUGACGAAAGCGACACUGACCGUGACGUCGCAAGAGCCCGUGAAAGAAUGUCAUUGAAACACAAUACUAAAUCAAAAUGGGCGAGGGACAUGGUUAAGCAUGGCAUCACCAAGGACAAGGAAACUAGGGAUGACCUGGAAAAUAUGUUGAAACAGGGCGAGCGUCUGAGAGAGAAAAUCAUGGGCCACGCAGAGGGUAGCGAAAGCGACACUGACGUAAGCGACCUAGAACGGGACGAUGCAUCGCCGGAACAGGACACUCCAUAUCGCGGAGAUAUUGGGAAGACAGGUGUCUUGAAUAUGGCAUUUAUGAAGAACGCCGAGGCUCGUGAGAGAGAGGAGAACAGGCAAAACCUUGCCGCUUUACGUGCUGUCGAAAAUGGGGAAGAUAUCAAGUUGUUUGAGGAUGGCCUAACCAAAGACGGUAGUAACGUCGCCUCAAACAAAGGUAGAAGGGUUUAUUCUGCAGCAGACCUAGAGGCCAAAGAGAAGGAUGCGCAGUUUAACGAAGAGGUGCUUGCCGAGCACGCAGAUGAUGAGUCCAGAAGCCUAGAGAAGAGGCUAGAGAAAGCCAAUAAGAGAUCAUCUGGCUCUCAGAAUAAGCUAUCUGCGAAGACCACACAAUCUUCUACGAAAAAGCAGGAUAGUAAAACCGAGGAUCCCAGUGCAUUAGAAAACCCAUGGUUGGAUGGCGGCGAUGAUAGUACCUUAAUCAAGAAAUCUUCGAAAAUUAAGGUUGUCGAUGCCAACAGUUCUCAGUUUACCAAGAGUGCUCAUAAAAUUGACAAGGAAAAGCAGAAGUUGUCAAGAUCGAAAAAGGACGAGAAAGAUAACGGCGAUGACUUAUUGCUAGAUAUUGAGUCAUCUAACAAGUUAGAUAUCAUUGAUCCAUACGACGAAUCUGGGGACGAGGCCGAUGGAAAUUCAUUUAAACAGCAGGAUGCAAUCAAUGAGGCUUUUGCCGGAGAUGAUGUGGUUGCUAAGUUUCAGGAAGAAAAAAAGCGGGUGGCCAUCGACGAAGAUGACAAAGAGGAAGACGUCACACUUCCUGGUUGGGGCGAGUGGGCAGGUGCAGGUGCUCAACCAGCCAAGAAGAGAAAGUUCACCAAGAAGAUCAAGGGAGUGGUUUCUAAGGAAAAGCGUAGAGACAAGAACCUGAAGAACGUUAUCAUCAAUGAAAAGGUGAACAAAAAGAACGUCAAGUACCAGUCUUCUGCUGUUCCCUUCCCCUUCGAAUCUCGCGAGCAGUAUGAGAGGUCUCUGCGCAUGCCUCUAGGUGAACAAUGGGUUUCCCGUGCGACGCACCAGAAAGCAGUUAAACCUAGAAUCCUGACGAAGCCUAGCGUGGUCAUAGAUCCGCUCAAGGCGCCGUUUAAAUAA
Messenger RNA from Eremothecium gossypii ATCC 10895, 2598 nucleotides. It is a transcript of the gene UTP14, whose product is annotated as Utp14p. Gene Ontology annotation, cellular component: small-subunit processome; nucleolus. Lineage: Eukaryota; Fungi; Ascomycota; Saccharomycetes; Saccharomycetales; Saccharomycetaceae. The coding region runs from base 1 to 2598 and encodes 865 amino acids. The transcript has a single exon. Gene Ontology annotation, biological process: rRNA processing. The record is from RefSeq and is marked provisional.